UAUAAAAGCUGGGAAACCUGCAAACUGCUGUAGAGAACAUUGCUGUAUUGUAUUUGCAUGCCAGAUUGGUGUUGAUUACAGAACAGAUUUUAUCAUUCAGAAGAGCUUUUCACCAUGGUCUGUUUUCUCCUACUAAUCUUGGCUCUGGUUAGCAGACUUUCAGCAAAAGUUACGCCAGACUUCAACGAUUGCCUUGACUUUUUCUAUAACAAAACUCCCCCACAAGGGUUUGAAGUUCUCUCCAAACAGAACAAUGAUCUUGUACCUAUUUGCCAGAUGGGCAAGGACUACAAAGUGUCAUUUGCUUCAUUUUAUCACAAGCAUUACAGAUAUAGCUUAUAUUCAGCUUAUAUCUUGGAUAACAAAAUAAAAUUUACCAACACAGAUCAGAGGUAUAGCCUGGAUUCAGAGAUGGGGAACAGCGAUGGCUUAUAUUCUGACUCUGUAUGUUCAGAGGACGAUAUCAUGAAUACGAGGUUUACACUGGAGCCACAGCUGGUGGACAAGCGUCUUCCUAACUGCACGAUGCUUCAAACUGAACUUACAACUGCCAUUAAGAAACUGAUUCCUGGAAAUGCUACAGAGCAUAUUAUGAAUGUUCAAUCUGUGAACGCUGACUACAGUGGAAGCAAAUUUGACAGAGGACACUUAAACCCUCGUUUUCACCACAAAUAUCCAAAUGCCACCGACACUUUGACCAAUGUUGCUCCAAUGAAUCCGUCCCUGAACAGAGGACCUUGGAGAAUGAUUGAGAUGGGAAUGCAGAAAAAUGCAAGCGAAUGUAAUAUCAUGUUUGUUAUCACAGGAGUGGUGCCUGGUAAUUAUUGGAUUCCUGAUAAUAAAAGGAAAAGAGUCAACAUUCCCAGCAACAUAUGGAGUGCGUUCUGUUGCCGGGACAACAAUGAUAAUAAAAAAAGUGCAAUGGGUUUUUUGACAGAAAACAAUAUAGACAACAUCAAAAGAGGGCUCAGUAUUUCCGACCUGCAAAGAAACCUUAAAUCCCUUCUUAACGUAACAAAUAAUAUCACCUUAUUCUAUAACAACUGUGACUAGAAAGUAUGAGAGGCUGAAAAAAAACCUCGUUAGAAUGAGUAAUCUCCCUCAAAAAUAAAGUAGAUGCAUUUAAGAAAAAAAUGAUUAUAUGUGUAUGCUUAAUCCCAUGUAGGUUAGUACACUGGAUUCCUCUGCAAUGAUAGCAGAUUGCAAACCAUGAAACCCUGUUGUCUUUUUUAACAAUGGAAGAAUGAGGAGGCACGAUAAGUCAUUCUUAUUUUUCUAUCCCUAGGGACAGUUGCACAGUAUGUGCUGAUUUCUCAAUCAAAAAGUAAGUGCUCAGAGGCAGAGAUACUUUCUUAUUAUUUAUGGUGCAAAUGGGGUAAUCUUCUAAAGUCCACACUAUGGGCCUCAUCUUAGUGAUGUAGGAUCUCUUAUUUAAAACAGGAAAGUCUGGCCUUUUAAAUGAGUGGUUGCACAUCCCAUUAAGAUGCAGGAAAUCACUAUAAAAUGACAAUUACCUGCAGCAGGAGACAAAAAGAAGAAUUGGCUGAAGAGUAGGCUGGCACUAAAAGAGCCCCUAUCUCUCCAAUAUGAACCUCUUAUUUGAAAGCUGUUAUCCCUAAUGGAUGCAGCCAAUCACCAUGAGAAAUGAUGACCACAUGCCCCACUGGAUACCAAAGAGAUAAAAAUGGCUUACCUAAUUUAUUUACUGUAUGAUAGGUUGUGAUUUCAAAUGUGCAUCUAAACCAAAAUACAGCAUACAACACACACAGAUGCACAAUACCCCUUAUAUCAAUGCAGGGAUUACCCUCUUUUAAACUAGGGAUCUCAUGGCCCUGUAUGUAGUGAGUGAUUGACAUAGACUUUACAAUAACCUAUUUGGGAACGUUUAGGGUGAUCUGGGCUCUAAAUGGGAGCCUAGCACCUCUAUGUAUGCAGUAGAAUGGGGCAAGACGACCUCUCUUUUGAAUGAGGUGGUCACAUGCUCAUGUGGCUAUCAGGUGAUCACUGGGGAAACAGUGAACACCGGAUAGAGCCAUAAGCAUAUAGGAAAAUGAGGGGUAUUCUACUCUGUUGCCCCCAAAAAUACAUAGUGUGACAUGAAACACUUGCUAUUUUGAUUGUUUAAAUUAGUAGUUUUGUGUCCAUCCAGCUGCAGGACCUCUGUCAUAACAAUGACAAAUACCUCACACCAUUUGUCCUAUAUUUUGAGAGUUCUGAAGAAGGUAACUAUCACCCCAACUUGAUAGAAAUGUAUCACAAGACCGCCUUUGAAUUAUAAAUAACUUAUAUUGUAAAAUUCUAUAUAAGAUGAUUGUAUUGUGAAAAUAAAUUUGUAUCCCCAUGCUAAACAAGAA
Messenger RNA from Bombina bombina (fire-bellied toad), 2354 nucleotides. RefSeq lists its product as uncharacterized. Bases 115 to 1053 code for a protein of 312 amino acids. Gene Ontology annotation, molecular function: nucleic acid binding; hydrolase activity; metal ion binding. The record is from RefSeq and is a predicted model, not a curated record. Lineage: Eukaryota; Metazoa; Chordata; Amphibia; Anura; Bombinatoridae. The transcript is spliced from 3 exons.